Messenger RNA from Owenia fusiformis, 2708 nucleotides. NCBI's taxonomy places the organism in Eukaryota, Metazoa, Annelida, Polychaeta, Sabellida, Oweniidae. The record is from the annotation of a GenBank genome assembly.
GUAUUUUUUAUGAGUCAAAUUGGAAAAUCACAUAAUAAUUACUCUUAGAAGAUGGCAAAACAAGUAAAACUAUUCCAAAGUUUAUUGAAACAUUCUGCAAGAUUGCAACCCAACCUGAAGUGCAAAUGUACUAAAAAUGUGAUACAUUCACGUUCACUGCACUCUGGAUCAAUAUACGAGCAGAAGACAAGUUGGAGCGCUGUUUCAACUUAUGAUGAAGCAUUUCGAAGAUCUGUUGAGACACCCAAUGAAUUCUGGGGGGAAGCUGCAGAGAAUAUAUCAUGGUUCAAGAAAUGGGAUAGAGUAUUAGAUGAUUCGAAUUCUCCUCAUACAAGAUGGUUUGUGGGUGGAGAGAUGAACACUUGCUACAACUGUUUAGAUAGACAUGUUGAGAAAGGCUUUGGAGAUAUGAAUGCCAUAAUAUAUGACAGCCCUGUUACGAACACAGUCCAGAGAAUUACAUACACCCAGCUUCUAAGAGAGGUUGCUAAAUUGGCUGGUGCUCUGAGCAACCUUGGUGUGAAGAAGGGGGACCGUGUGUUAAUCUACAUGCCUAUGAUACCCCAGGCUAUGGCCACCAUGUUGGCUUGUGCAAGGCUCGGAGCCGUACACUCUCUUGUGUUUGGAGGCUUUGCUGCUAAGGAGUUGUCAACUAGGAUCAACCAUGCUGCACCUAAAGUGAUCGUCAGUGCCAGUUGUGGAGUGGAACCGAAUAGGAUCGUAGACUACAAGCCUAUUCUAGAGAGUGCCAUAGCUCAAUCAGAACAUAAACCAGACAAAUGUAUCAUAUAUCAGCGACAUGGGCUUGAAAAGGCCAUCCUUGAUCCUCAGAUGGAUGUUAACUACCAUGAUGUUGUGAGUGCUGCCAAGCCACAUGAUUGUGUCCCUGUACUUGCCACAGAUCCGCUAUAUCUCCUGUAUACAUCAGGAACUACAGGGACUCCAAAGGCUAUAAUUCGGCCCAAUGGGGGACAUGCUGUUGUGUUAUACUGGAGCAUGUUCAACUCAUAUGGCAUAAAGCCAGGAGAGGUCUGGUUCUCUGGUUCUGAUCUUGGUUGGGUAGUGGGUCAUUCCUACAUAUGCUAUGCUCCUUUAUUGCAUGGCAACACCACAGUUUUAUUUGAGGGUAAGCCAGUUGGUACCCCCGACCCAGGCACAUAUUGGCGAGUGAUCCAUGACCAUGGCGUUGCGGCCAUGUUUACUGCCCCUACUGCUCUGAGAGCUAUACGUAGAGAAGACCCCAAGGGUGCUUACAUGAAGAAAUACUUUCUUGGCCAUUUCCGAGAACUUUACCUAGCUGGUGAACAUUGUGAUCACGAGACACUGGAAUGGGCUAGAGAUACACUACAGAAACCUGUUAUAGAUCACUGGUGGCAGACUGAGACAGGCUCUGCAAUAACAUGCUCUAACAUGGGGUUGGGGAACAACCCAUAUCCACCAGCUGGAGUUGCAGGCAAACCUGUGCCAGGGUGGAACAUCAAGGUGCUCAGACAAGACAUGACAGAAUGUGAUGUAGAUGAACUAGGCAUCAUUGUAGCAAAACUUCCCUUACCACCAUGUGCCAUGUCUGGUUUGUACAAAAAUGAUGAGAAGUUCUUAAGUGCUUACUUCAAAACCUUUCCAGGAUAUUAUGAUUCAACGGAUGCUGGUUUCAUUGACAAAGAAGGCAAUAUUGCUGUGAUGUCACGUGUUGAUGAUGUCAUCAAUGUGGCAGGCCAUAGAUUAUCAUCUGGUGCAUUAGAAGAGGCUAUGUUGGAACACCCAGACCUUGCAGAAGCUGCGGUUGUAGGAGUUCCUGAUACUCUCAAGGGACAUGUGCCCCUGGGACUGUGUGUAGUCAAAUCAGGUACCAAGAAGCAUAGUACUGAUAUAGUAAAGGAAGUUGUCCAAUGUGUAAGAGAUCAUAUAGGCCCAGUGGCAGCCUUCAAACAAGCAGUUAUAGUGCCUAGGCUCCCUAAAACACGAUCUGGCAAAGUGGCACGAAACACAAUAGCAUCAAUGGCAUCUGGUAAAUCAUUUAAAAUUCCGGUUACCAUCGAGGAUCCCAGGGUAUAUGCAGAAGUUGCCAUAGCAAUAGAAACCAUUGGGAUCAACCCCGGAAAGCCAUUAUAAACAAUAAAUGGUUCCUGCAAGCAUUGAAGACCCAGGUGUUUACCCACAGCUUGCUGCAAUAUUCAAACAGAUGGGAUAUGUAGACCUGGGAGAACCUGAAAUGUAGCUACAACCGGACACAUAGCUAAUUGCUACAGUAGAACCAUCUAAUACUAGGGAGGUUACCUACACAUUUGUAAAAGAACUUGUUUGUGAAUCUUGUGUAGAAUUCUGAUUCUCUUGGGAUUAAUUCAUUGAUCAUUGGGAGUUUCAAUAUUCCAUAUUCACAUACAAAUUUUCUUAAAUCAGGUAGCUAGCUUAUCCUCCCUCAUAGUGCCUUUUAGUGCCUUCUAACUGAAACGUUGUCAAACUGAAGAGCUAAGUGAACAUUUCUAAAAUUAACCAUCUCAUCACCGGUGAUAUCCCAAAGUAGAACAAUUUUUAAGGCAAUGACUGAAGUGUUCACCUUUCUGAAAUGAAUAUCCCAUUACGAAACUCCUUCCUUUAGUAAAUAUGUUUAUCAAAUAAUAUGCUGGUCAUGAAUUCCAAUAUUAUUCUAUCUCUGGAAAAUUAUGCAACUGGUAGUCAGGCAGUGGAUCUGAGAAAACUCAUCACUU